This is a messenger RNA of Pungitius pungitius (ninespine stickleback), 5419 nucleotides long. It is a transcript of the gene cchcr1, whose product is annotated as coiled-coil alpha-helical rod protein 1. The transcript is spliced from 19 exons. The record is from RefSeq and is a predicted model, not a curated record. Gene Ontology annotation, cellular component: centriole. The coding region runs from base 1431 to 4010 and encodes 859 amino acids. Lineage: Eukaryota; Metazoa; Chordata; Actinopteri; Perciformes; Gasterosteidae. Gene Ontology annotation, biological process: protein export from nucleus; cell differentiation.
CAAUUAUUUAUUUAUGGUCGUUCUUGCUUGGUGAGGUUGUAUCGACAUUUACGUAAAUAAAUCCAUCUACAAUGUGUCUUCCUUCAUUGAAUACACCAUAAAUAGAUGAGGUUAUAUAUAAAACUUUAAUGAACCCCAGGGGAAAGUGGAUCAUGGCAGCGGUAGAGAGGAUAUUGGUAAGAACAAACAGAAGCGGCUUCUAAAGGCACCAGAGAAAAAAUAAAUGAUACAAAAAUACGCAAUGUGAAUGUAUUUUCUUUGAAUAGUGGAUAUACUGCCAACUGUAUUAACAUUCAAUAGAUGCAAUCCUUCAUACUAUAACGUGAACUCAUGUUUGCAGUGUACAGAUUCAAAGAAAAAAUCACAGUGUGUGUAAAAUGUGCAUCAUUCCAGAUGGAGGAAAGUAGGCACACUAGUAUCUCUCAAAAUAUGCAAAUGCAUGAUGUCAAAGUCAUAUCCUGUUAAUUUGGAGGACACAUAUUUAUAGAUGCACCUCAAACCACAUAUUCAGUUACAUAACCAAAUUAUGAAGAAUUAACAUUCAAAGCUGCACUUAUUCGCUGCCCUGCAUGCUCCCUUUUCUCCAGGAAUGGAAUAUUAAGCACAAAGGGAGAAGUUGUCAAAUACCUCUGGGUCUUCAUGAGGGGAGCAGGUCCUAGAGAAAGAAGGCAUGGCUUACAUUUCAUAACUUCAUUAGGUGCAAUUAUACAGUCUCUUUCCCACUAAUCAUCAAAAUAAUACCUCUGAGUAAAAUGCCUCAUAGAACCAGCUUCAGAUGAACAAAGCACUAAAUUCUCCUUUGUUAAUUUGACAUAUAGGUAUGUGUGAAAUUAUGCUCAUCGACCUACUAGUGUAAAAAAAGUGUCAAUCACACUCUCACGCUCCACCGCUAUAUGCAACAAUACUCUGUGUUUUAGACUUUCCGUGCCCUGAGUCAGGUCUGCCAGGCAAGCUGCUACCCUUGUUGCGCAGUGGAUUCGACGCAGCCUCGUAAACUGGACGACAGCCGAAAUGUUUUUGUGAAUUCUUGGGUUCUUGUGACGGCAGCGACAAAUGAGACACAAAACCGAGACAACUAGUAUCCUGCCAGACAAUGUCCAGGGAGUCUAAACCAGUAUAGUCUCAAUUUUCCCAUGAUGCACUGCGCGCUUGUAACGUUUGACACUUGGAAGUUGAUAAAACAUGUUAUUGGAAGACUUGGCAUAUCUAGAUUCUGAUUCUGUAGCGAAAUGCACGUUUAACAUCAACAGUUCGCUUGGUGAAAUAGCUCUGAGUUAGCAAAGAGCUUGUAGUGGUAACGUUAUACUGUAACUAAGGAGACCUCGAUUGACUUUAGCGGCGGGAGAAUAAACGUGACGUUAAUACAGCACCCAAGAGCAUCUUACCCGAGUGUCAGGUUUGGGCAGCCACUGGUAGUCUAUCUUUUAAACAUGGAGAGACAUAACUUUGGGAAAGAGAGGCUAAUAGUUCCCACUGAUUUUACCUCAUCUGCUGUUUCAAGGAAUAUCCAUGAUGACCUGGUACCCCCAUCGCAUUUCACAUCAAGUCUGCAGUCUGCUGGAGCACACGGAGGCGUUCAAAUGGCAGUGACACCGCCUCCUAACCCUUGGAUUAACCCAGGUAUGAUGCCACUACAAUCAGGGGUUCCCAGUCCCAACAAUCAAUGGCUCGCCAUCACACAGGCCCGACAGGAAAACUUUGAUCUUAGAAGGGAAAAUCACAGGAUCAUGAUGUUACAAGGAGACGGCGUAAGAGGAAGGAACCCUGUUGAUCACCAGUCGGACCUUAGGCCAAGUUGUGCAGAAGGAGGAGCGCAGCGGUCCAGAUGGGAGUCUGAGUGGCGUUUGGAGGCAGAGAAGUACAAGGCCGAAGCUGAGAGGUUAAAGGGGCAGGUGGAAGCCCUGAAGGAGACAGCAGGGAGACACCGGGAAGAGAUGAGAGACAGAGACAGCUCCUUGAACAGAACCAGCCAUGAAUUGGAAGCAAUCCGUGAAGAUCUAUGUAGGGCUAAGACUGAAAUCAGCCAAAUCCGAGGGGAGCUCACUCACAGCAUUGCACAGAAGGAAGAAAUACGCUCACAGCUCGCAAGACUAAAGAAAGAAUCUGGUGAAGAAAUUACAGAGCUGAGAAGAGACUUGAUGAGCAGCAAAGCAGAAGCCCAGGAGCUCAGUCUAAAGGGUGAAAUGGGGAGGUUACAGGCUGCAGCGGAUGCCAAACAGCAGAUUCUUACACUGUCUGGACACUUGGAGGAAAUACAGAAGAGGCAUAAAGUGGAGCUGCUAGAGUUGAACAAUUCCCAUUGUGCAGAGUUGGGUGCAGCAAGAAGUUCAAACCGUGAACUACAGGACAGACUAGAAUCGAUGACCUCUGAAGGGUUACAGCUAAAAAGCACUCUGAUGGAGGUAUCUACUGAGAGAGAUGGACUGAAAGAACAUUUAAGCCAAAUGGGACAAGCGUUUGAGACACAAUCGGCAACGCUGAACAGCCUCAGAAAUUACAUCGGCCAGCUCGCCCCGGAGAAAGGAGAGAAGGAACAAUUAAACGAAGCUGUUAAGAAGCUGAGAAAAGAGAAAGCGGCUCUUCAGAUGACCACAGAGCUUUUGACAGUCCGGUUUAAUUCUGUGAGUGAGAUACUCACCCUUCAAGAAGAGAAAAUAGUGAAAAAGACGUCCACAGAUUCGCUUGUGAAGAAUGAAUCAGAAGGCCUUCAAGUGCUCCGGCUCUGGAGGGACAAAGUGUUUAAAUUAUGCGUCCAACUUCGCUCAAAGGACAUUGAACUAAGAGGGGAAAAGGAUGAAGUUCUUUCAAAAGUAAAGCUCCUCGAGCAGGAGCUCCAGCAGGAGCAGCACCGAGCUAAUGUGCUCCAACACAGUCUAGAUGACAGGAUAGCUGAGCUGGACCUGGAGAGACUGGAAAAGGAGACAUUGAAACGGGACUUGGUGCUGGAGCAACAAGACAACUUACAGCUUAAGUCACAGAGGGAGAGAGAAGAGGCUGAACUGAAAUCCCUCACAGAGGCAGUUCGUAGGUUUGGUUUGGCAUUUGAAGGCAAAGUGGCAGAAAUGGACACCGCUCAAGCAAGGCUCAACACUCUCACCCAGAGGCUAACUUUCGCUAAAAGACGAGUGGAGACGAUACAAGGUUUGACCAUGAGGAGGGUGGCUCUGCAGAAAGCUAAGCAGGCCACUGGGCCUGGGACAGAGCAAACUGAUGACAGCAUCACAGACCUUCAGGCGGAGCUUAGUGGGGUGUGUGAAGAGCGAGACAAGCUCACACAGGAGCUCAAAAGAACCCCUGAGCUCAUUGAGAAAGCUCUGGCUGACCUGAAAGAACAGUAUGAAAGCAAACUGCGGCGGCAGCAGCAGCAGCUGGAGCAGAGCUGGGCGGAGGUGCGGCAGGCUUUGGCUGGCGGAGCGGAGGCAGAGCGCAGCCUGCAGCAGAUCCAGGCCCAGCUGGAGGAAAGCAAGGUCAACCUGGAGGAACUCCGCUGCGAGCUGCUCAGCCAGCAGGAGCACAGCGAGCGCGCCCUCCGGGAGAAAGUGUCUGAGCUCGAGGACUGCUGUGCUGAGAAGCUGAGAGAGAUGGAGGUUCAAGUCAAUACUGCAAAGAGAGAGCACACCAAAGCAGUUAUGACUUUGCGGCAGUUUGAGAGAGACGCAGCAAGGAAAGAGGACAGAAUGAGAGAGACCCAAACACAGAAAAAGAGGGAUAUCCCGAUUAAACAACCCCUGCUGUUCCAGGCCACCGUCGCUGCAGAGAGACGUUUGACAAGUGAGUGUGCAAGAGCUCAGACAGCAGCUAGACAAAACUCUUCCACUGCCAGAGAACAUCGAAAACCCCCCUCAGAGAGGAGUCAUUGUGUGUUACCUGCAGACGGGAGACUGCUGUCUGUUUUGGAGGAGCUCCAUUCUCUCAGUGCGGCUGUGGUAAACAGCUCUGAGGACUCGGCGGAGGAGGAGGGACAGAAUGACAACGUGGGACCAUCAACAGGCCGCACAGCUGAUACGUGAUGAUGAAUCACUGGAAUGAACGUACCUUACAUCUGUUUGAGCCAAGCAUCAGAUAAACCACGCAUGUCAUUUUGCUCGUGGGUGUACGAGAGUGAGCGGUUUAGUGUAGACACAGUUUGCUAGAAUUGAACGCAGAUUCAAAUUAAAGUUUCUUCAAAUAUUUUUUCCAGGAUAAAUAUUGACUCAAUUCAGUGCUAAUUUUCAGUAGCAAGGUACCGUUUGUCAUCUGAAUGUAACAUGUAGACAAUUUGGAAGCCCACAAUUUCCUGCUGAAGAAAUCAAUACUUUUCUAGGGCAGUUUUUGCAUGAUGCAGAAAUUGUUGGAUGGAUGAUAAACAUUACGAUGAGCCGGAUAAUUGUGCUAUUUGUCAUUUUGUCAUGUGUGCUAAUAAAUUUUGCAAUACUUGAAAGUUUCGAGCCUCCAGGUCAAACAGCUCACAGAACCGAGGGAGAGCAGAGAGAAAAUGGAGUAGGAAAGUCUGUACUUUAUUAGUAUUUUCAAGGAGCAUAAAAAAAAAUUGUAGCUCAUUCCUGGAGAGGUGAUUCAUCAUGUCAAGGAGAGGAUGAAUGCGUCAAAUUAGAUUUUUAAAGAGAAUCAUUGGAUCGUAGCAGUGCACUCUCUUAUAGCUGCUGCUUAAGAGGUUGCAGUACAGCAUCCUUCAUAUUGUAUAUUACGCCUCUGAUGCAAUCAGACUUAUGUAUGAUCUCAACUUAAAUGCAUCAUGGAAGCUCGUAAGAAAUGGGCCAUCAAAUAUUCCAUUUAACCAUUGCAGUCUUUGUCUACUUAGGAUCAUGUAUCACUAUAAGAAGUGAUAAGCCAUGUAAAUAAUUGCUAAUCAUUAAAGCAAAUGUUUGUUUAAGGCCUCGUGCUUAAUAACAAAAAAAUGAUGCAACUCAAAUAAUGUGCUGUUGAUUACCAGCAGAGGGCAAUGUUGUCAAAGGUGAGGGCAGAUUGUGCAGUAAUUUCGAGCAUUGUUUUUCAUCAGAAUAUAAUUUGAGAAGUACUACAUGAUUUAUUUUGCUUAUACAGGUGUUUGUUGCCUGUAACCAAGGCGGUAACCGUCUAUGUGCUCAUGUAGUGAAACAUAACUGAUACUACGAAGACACAAAAUGACUUCAUAGAGUCAGUAAACACAACACUACAAAGAGACAAAAUCAACUUCAGGUCAGAACCCCCAUAAGUCAGCCGGCCCACGCGCCCCCUCCUCCCUGAAGCAUUGUGCCGAUCAGCUUGACUCCCCAGGGGAAGAGUCACGAAGCCGCCUGCUUCAAGGCCUCCAACAUCGACCCUGUCUCAAAGACCAGGGAUCACAGGACUGCCCCCACCUGUUUUUACCAUUCAACAGCCCAACACAGCUUUUCUCUCUUAACAUAACUUAACGUUAAUUUCACUGCAAUAAUAUACCAUG